AGUGUCAUAUUUCGUUGUAGGUUUCAAAACAACACUUUCAAUAUAACUAUUUUUAGUUUUUUUAUCCUCAUUCCCACGUUUUACAUUUACAAAUCGGUAAAUGGGAUCAUUUUACAAUUAAUUUAUUUGUAUUUUAUGAGUAGUGUACUUAAAAGUGAGCGUAAAAAAUCAUGGGGCGAAAAUUGCAAGCAAAGCAUAUCUCUAAAAAACGAAAUGUUGGAAAGGAGACAAAUAAAUUCCAACUUCAAAAGCGGAAAGAGCUUGCUGUUUUGACGGAUAAAGUGCUUAAACUGACCAGUGUAUUCCGGACUACUGGUAAUACACUAAAAAGUUGGGAUCAUCAUUUAGAAAUCGACACUAUUAUAAAGGAGAUCAUAAACAUCGAAAAUGCUUUGUACCCCAAAGAACCUUCGGUCGAACGCAAAGAAAAAUUGGAUAAAUAUCUUAUCUGGUUGCGUGACAAUGGAGCACUGUUUCAAGGUGUGGAAAUAAGUGAAUUUGAGGGAUAUGAUAUGGGUUUGAAGGCAACUAAAGAUUUUAACGAAGACUCCCUCAUUCUGACUGUGCCGGGGAAAGUUAUGCUGAGUGAAAAAGAUGCUAUAGAGUCCGAACUUAGUUCUUUUAUUAAUGUUGAUCCUGUAUUGAAGAAUAUGCGAAAUAUAACAUUGGCACUGUAUUUGCUGUUAGAGAGGAGCAAGUCAGAGUCAUUUUGGAAGCCAUAUAUAGAUGUUCUACCAGAAAAAUACAAUACUGUUUUAUACUUCACAGCUGAAGAGCUAGCUGAACUCAAGCCCUCACCAGUGUUGGAAUCAUCAUUGAAACUCUACCGAAGUAUCUCAAGGCAGUAUGCAUACUUUUACAAUAAGAUUCAAACAGUUGAUAUGCCGGUGUUGAAGAGUUUACGAGAUGUCUUUACAUUUGACAACUACAGAUGGGCUGCGUCAACAGUGAUGACGCGUCAGAACAACAUACAACUGGCAGACGGCACUAUGACCGCUUUCAUACCGCUAUGGGACAUGUGCAACCAUGAACAAGGCAAGAUAACGACGGAAUACAGUGAGGAGAGGGAUAGAAGCGAAUGCUUUGCUCUACGGAAUUUCAAAGCUGGUGAACAAAUAUUCAUCUACUAUGGUGCAAGACCUAAUUGCGAUUUGUUCCUGCAUAAUGGUUUCGUGUACCCGGAUAACCCGAACGACUCGCUGUCGUUGGCGCUGGGCAUCAGUUCCGGCGACGCGGCGCGCAGCACGCGGCUGGCUCUGCUCAGCAAGCUCGGCCUGUCGCACCUCACCUACUUCCAGCUGUACCGCGGAGAGGCGCCGGUCAGCGCUGAACUACUCGCUUUUAUACGGAUAUUUAAUAUGAACCAGGAGGAACUAUCAAAGUGGUCCAAUGCCGGUGUCCCCGGCGAGCUGGUGUCGUGGGACGAGGGCAGUAGUGCGGCUGUGGGCGGGGAGCUGGAGCGCCGCGCGCACGGCUACCUGCUGACGAGGUGCAAACUCAUACGAGCCGCCUACAAGGACACAGAAACACCUCCUGAUAAUGCACACAGGAUAAACAUAAAAUUGCUGAAGCAAUGCGAAGUACAAAUAUUGGACGGUGCCAUCAAGUACCUGGAGAAGUUUCUAGAACAACUGCCCGCCACCCACAAAUAAAUCAUAUCACGUACCUUUUGAUUAUGAACAAAUUAUAUACAGUAUUUAUUUUAUACAAAUUUAUACAAAAAUGUCUUUGAUUUUAAUUUUUAAUAAUUUAUUGUGAAAUCGAUUCAACGAAUUAUGUAAUAUUUUUACUUUGUUAUAAGUAUUGUUUGUCUGUGUUCAUUUACCCCAUUUUUGUGUGUAAGUUAAUAAAUGUUGUUUUUUUUUAUUU
This is a messenger RNA of Papilio polytes (common Mormon), 1869 nucleotides long. RefSeq names its product histone-lysine N-methyltransferase setd3 (gene Setd3). Gene Ontology annotation, molecular function: histone H3K4 methyltransferase activity; protein-L-histidine N-tele-methyltransferase activity; transcription coactivator activity. NCBI's taxonomy places the organism in Eukaryota, Metazoa, Arthropoda, Insecta, Lepidoptera, Papilionidae. Gene Ontology annotation, biological process: actin modification; peptidyl-lysine trimethylation; peptidyl-lysine dimethylation. The record is from RefSeq and is a predicted model, not a curated record. The transcript is spliced from 9 exons. The coding region runs from base 171 to 1652 and encodes 493 amino acids.